AGCUCUCGUAUCGACGGAAAUACAGAAGGUGUAUCUGAUUGUGCGCGGCGCAACUCGUCAUACUUCGUCUGCAUGUCGACCGGCUACUGAUGUCAACGUGAACCCCCAGUUAGGCUUCGUUUACACUUUUGUCAGUUGUCAUUGGAGGCCAAAUCAAAGAUUGUUCAAAGGCUUUUUUAAGUAGUCGUCUUCAUUUUUAGUUAUCAAUUUCGAGGUGGAAUUAACUCAAAGGUUAUUUAGGUGAUGACUUACAUAACGAAUGUCAUACACUUGCCACGGUUCACUGAGUGUGCACUAUUACUUUUAUAAAGAAUCUGCAGUAAACACAGUACAUAUUGCCAUAAUAGAGGCCAUAGCACUACCCUUUUAUUUCUAAUUACGACAGCUUUAUUCUUCUGUAAUUGUCUCAUUGAGCGAAAAAAAGUUUAGCAUUAAUUAAAUGAUAUCAUCUAGUGUUACGAGGAGAUGUCUGGCCAUGAAAAAUACAAGCUGGAGUCAGUUGUGUAGAAAACUAGAGAAAUGUAGGAUAGCCACAAGGCACUUUGUGCAUAGCCAAGCACAUUCAAAACAUUCAUGUGCGUCAUUUCAUUUGGCAUGGAGAGGGGUUGUGAGAGUGUCAGGAAGGGACACCGUUGACUUUCUGCAGGGACUUGUAACAAAUGAUUUAACACAGUUGUGUAUGAAUCAGAGUGGAGCGAUGUAUUCCAUGAUGCUUAAUAUCCAGGGUCGGGUUCAGUUUGAUCUGCUUUUGUACAACCACAGCAAGACGUCUGAUGACCUGUGUUUUUUGAUAGAAUGUGAUGGAGACCUCAAAGAUGACUUUAUUAAGACCAUUAAGCGGUUCAAGAUAAGGAGGAAGGUGGACAUAAGUGAUGUGAGCAGUGAAUACCAAGUUUGGUCAGUACUGAGUGGCAAUGACCCUACCUCUAAAAAAGCAUUGAACUCAUCAACUGAAGAUUCACCUAAAACACCCGUCGAAAAACCUGAAGCAGAUCAAAGCAACAAUCACAGUUUUCCUCAUGCUGCAUUUUGCCUACCAGAUCCUCGCGUGGGACAUUUUGGACAUAGAGUUAUUUUUCGCUGCGGGGAGGCAACAAUCAACAUGACUGGAAAACCUGCAGACUACCAUGAAGCACGGUACAGAUGGGGCAUUCCAGAAGGUCCUGCUGACCUUCCACCAGGCAAUUGCCUUCCAUUAGAAAGCAACCUUGAGCUUAUGCAUGGUGUCAGUUUUUCCAAAGGCUGUUACAUUGGACAGGAACUAACAGCACGAACAUACCACACAGGUGUUAUCAGGAAGCGACUUGUUCCUUUAGUCUUCGAAAGACCAGAUGUGGAUGUGGCAAGUGACUCCCAGAUCAGCACUGAGCAUGGGAAAAAUGCUGGAAAGUUCCGCAGCUUGUCAGGAGAUCGUGGUCUUGGCCUUCUUCGACUGGCAUAUGUUAAUGAACAACUCUCCAUUAACUCCACUCAUGGACAUAAAAUUGGUGCAACUGCAUACAUCCCGGGAUGGUGGCCAGAGGGUGUUUUUAAAAAUGUUCCUUGAUUGUUGCUUAUGUAUCAGUCUUAAUUUUGUUGGUGUGAGGGUUGCUAAUAUUCCAGCUCUUGCAUUUUUUUCAUAUCACUGUAUGGGCAGGUCAAGUAAAGUUUCCCUUCUCCCCAAAUGAGGAUGCAUUACAUAUGCCUUCUCUUUUGUGUGAAGUUUUCCUGGCUAUGCACUGUAGCUUGGACAUUAACAAAAUUAAAUCUAUUCAUUGGUGUUGAAUAUGGUGUUUUUCAUGGGUAUAUGCAUCUUGUCUUCACACUUGAGAUUUAUACCAUCUUAAUCUUAUGGAAUGACAGAUUAAGGUAAACGUAGUAAUAAUGAAGACAAUUUAUAAGUAGCA
This is a messenger RNA of Pomacea canaliculata, 1886 nucleotides long. RefSeq names its product putative transferase CAF17 homolog, mitochondrial. The transcript has 6 exons. The coding region runs from base 440 to 1546 and encodes 368 amino acids. Gene Ontology annotation, molecular function: protein binding. Gene Ontology annotation, cellular component: mitochondrial matrix. Lineage: Eukaryota; Metazoa; Mollusca; Gastropoda; Architaenioglossa; Ampullariidae. The record is from RefSeq and is a predicted model, not a curated record.